UAACAUAUUUUUUUCCGCCUUCAAGGUCGACAAAAAGUCUUCUUAUUUUAGCAUUGAAGUCCUGAUUAAAUGUAUGAAUAGAUGUUAGGAGUUUCCUUACUAGGAUGAACUGAGAUUCAUCUCAUGAAGACCACAGGGGUCUAUUGUGACCAAUGACAGAAAACAUAACAGAUCGAGAUGGGUUGUGAUGGUGGAACUAUUCCAAAAAGGGAUGAACUUGUUAGAACAAAGAAGAAAAAGGAGCAGAAAGAUAAAGUGUCUGAAAAGAAUUUUCUUUGGAGACAUUGCAGUAUAACUCAAACUCCACUUAGUUCGCCCAUUGUCGCUUGUGGACUGGGUAGACUAUAUAACAAAGAUUCCGUCAUAAUGGGAAUUUUAGAUAAGGGAAAUUUCCCAGAAGUAGCUAAACACAUAAAGAAUUUGAAGGACGUUAAAGAGCUUCAGCUGACUCCCAAUCCUGUGUUUAACGCAAGUGCGAUUAAAGGAGACAGCUAUGAUGAUCAUUUAAGUGCACCAUACAUCUGCCCACUUGUUGGAAUAGAAAUGAAUGGAAAUUUUAAGUUCUGUUUCAGUUGGUCAUGUGGAUGUGUUUUGUCAGAAAGAGCUUUUAAAGAAUUAAAAUCCAACUUAUGCCAAAAGUGUCAAAAACCCAUCUCUAGUGAAGAUAUUGUCGUAUUAAAUCCUGUUGGUGAUGAUAUUGAAGCAAACAGAAAGAAAAUGGAAGAAAGGCAGGCUAAGUUGAAAGCAGAGAAAAAAUCGAAAAAGAAAGUUGAAACGAACGAAACCCCUCUUGAAGAUAAAAAAAACGGCGAAUCAAAAGCCACAUCAUCCAAGAAACAAAUUCCUGGUGAAAAUGGGAUAAAACGUCCUGCUGCUGGAAGCCUUGGAAUGCAAGUACCUGACUUUAAAAAGACUAAAGGAAGUUAUUCAGUCGCCCAAGAUCCUAAUGCUUCAACAGUUUACAAAUCACUAUUCACCUCAAGUUCAGCUGCAAAGACACAAGAUAAAGCUCAUUGGAUUACGUAUAAUCCUUUUUACAAUUAAUUAUAAGAUUUAUGAUUUUGGUGUA
Molecule: messenger RNA, 1069 nt
Organism: Cimex lectularius (bed bug)
Lineage: Eukaryota; Metazoa; Arthropoda; Insecta; Hemiptera; Cimicidae
Product: protein RTF2 homolog
Exons: 6
Coding region: 178-1044 (288 amino acids)
Biological process (GO): mitotic DNA replication termination; site-specific DNA replication termination at RTS1 barrier
Cellular component (GO): nucleus
Source: RefSeq, a predicted model, not a curated record